Molecule: messenger RNA, 4602 nt
Organism: Plasmodium adleri (nom. inval.)
Lineage: Eukaryota; Apicomplexa; Aconoidasida; Haemosporida; Plasmodiidae
Product: vacuolar protein sorting-associated protein 3, putative
Exons: 3
Coding region: 1-4602 (1533 amino acids)
Biological process (GO): endosomal vesicle fusion; vesicle-mediated transport; autophagy
Cellular component (GO): membrane; cytoplasm
Molecular function (GO): protein binding
Source: RefSeq, a predicted model, not a curated record
AUGGACCUGUUUAAAAGAGAAAAGGUGAAUUUGGAUUUAAAUUAUGAGAUAACAUUUUCGUGUUGCAUAAAAGAUAUUUUAUAUGUUGGAAGUAAGGAUGGUAUAAUAUAUAAAUACCAAUUAAUAAAAGAGGAUGAGAAAACAAGUGAUGAUAUUAAGAAUGAUUAUAUAAAAAAUGAAAAGUUCAAUAUUGAUAAUAAUGUGGAAGGAAGUUUAAGAAUAAAAUUGUUAGGAAAUUAUUUAAUAAAAAAAAACAGAACAAUUAAUAAUAUAACAAUUGUAGAAGAGAAAGAGAAUUUAAUCAUGUUAAUUUUAAUAGAUGAUAUAUUAUAUUGUAUUAAAAAUGAUAAGUUUGAUAUUUUAAAUAUUAUAUAUAAAAAUGUGUUAUUAUAUAGAAUAAAUGAAAAUAAUAGUAAUGAAUUAUUAAUAUAUACAAAAAAGAAGAGAUUAUAUUUUUAUAAUUAUGAAAAUGGUAUAUAUAAAUAUUUAAAAGAAAUAACAAAUCCAUUUAAUGAUUUAAUAUCAUGUAUGUUGUGGAUUAAUAAUUCUUUAUUUUUAACAAUAAAUAAAGAAUAUUAUUUUUUAAAUAUUAAAAAUAAUGAAAAAGUAUUAUUAUAUAGUCAUGAAUAUGAACAGACAUAUAAAAAUAUUACUUUAAUUGAUAUGCAUGAAAUAUUUAUUGUUUGUGAUUUAAAUAUUGGUGUUUUUUAUGAUGUAGAUACUUCUAUGCCUUCUAGAAAAAAUACUAUAAUAUUAAGUGGAUGUGUAAAACAAAUAAUAUCUUUUCGUUUUUUUUUAUGUUGUUUAAAUUUUAAAGGAGUUAUAAAUAUAUAUAAUAUAAAAAAUCAACAACAUAUACAAGAAAUCUCUUUAAAUUAUAUACCUGAUAUUGUUAUUAAUUUUACUAAUAUAAAAAAAUAUAGUGGUCUUAUGUCUUUAUUUAAUAAUAAUAAUGAUGAUGAUGAUGAAGAUAAGGUAGAAAAUAUUUUAUUAUAUAAUCAAAAAAAUAAAAUCAAAUGGACAUCAUCUGAUAGAGGAAUAAAAUUUUAUGAAGAAAAAAAAAAUAAAGGAUUAUUAAAAAUGGAAACUGAAGGAAUAUUAUCAAAAUCUUUAGUAAAUGAUUUUAUAUCUGGAUUAUCAAAAAAUGAUACAUAUGAUCAUAAUAAUAAUAUGUUAUAUAAUAAAUAUUUAUAUGAAAAUAAUGAUAUAUAUACAAAUAAUAUAAAUAUAUAUAAUAACACAUUAUAUAAUAAUCUCUAUUUUAUUAAUAAAGAUUGUUUACAAAUUCUUAGUUGUCUAGAAAUUUAUGAAUACUUACCACAAUGUAUAGAACAAGGAAAAACAAAAAAAGGUUUUAUUUUAAUAGAAAAUUAUGCAUUUCAAAAUAAAAAAGAUAAAUAUGAUAUCAUAUGUGAAUAUAAUAAAGCAUGUGCAUAUCAUUUUUUUAAGAAUUUAAAUUUCUCAGUCUCAUUCAUAUUUUUUCAAAAAAUUAAUAUUAAUAUAUUUUUUCUUUUAUUCUUUUGGAUCGAUUACUUACCUUCAUCUCAUAAAAAUAUUAUGCAAAAAAUGAUGGAAUAUAAAGUCAUUCAAGAAAAUAUUAAUAAACAGUUUAAAUCAUUUUUGCCCUUCCCAUGUAGUAUUAAAGAAUUAAUAGAUAGGAAUUAUAACAACUAUAUAAAGGGAAAACCAGAUUAUUACAUGUCUGAUUAUAUGUUCAACGAUUUUUAUCAUAAUAAUAAUAGUAAUUGUAAUAGUAAUGAUGAUGAUGGUGAAAAAAAUAAUAAUACUUACAUUAAUAGUAGUACAUAUGAGAAUAAUACAAGUUCUUUUAUUAAUUCAUCUGAAAAAAGAGACAAUGAAAUAAAGAAAAAACUUUUACAUACAGCCAACAAAUGCUUAGUAAAUUACUUAUUACUUAAAAGAGAUUAUCUCUUACAAAAUAAAGACAUGUAUAAAUUAUCAUAUAAAAAAAAAAAUCAUAAUUCUAAAAAUUUCAAUGAUAAUUCUAAAGAUUUGAAGGAUAAUUCUAAAGAUUUGAAUGAUAAUGAAUAUAUAAUAGAACAAUGUAUAGACAAUCUACUAAUAAAACUAUUGACCAUAAAUAAUUAUAAUAAACAAUUUUUUCAUUUUAUUAUGGAAACCAAUAAAUUACAUAUAGAUCUAGAAGAAUGUAUACAAUUCUUAAAAAAAGAAGGAAAAUUUGUAGAAAUCAUUUUUAUAUAUAUACGAUUAGGAUAUUUUGAAGAGGCCAUUGAAAUAUGUUCAUAUUUUUUUCAUUAUUACAAUGAAAAGUAUAAUGUUAUUAAAUCGACAGGAGAAUUGAAUGUAUAUCAAUAUGAUGUAUGUUACGAAGGAAGUAAUAAAAAUAAAAACAAAAGUGAUAAUAACAAUAAUAGUGGUGAUGAUAAAAAUUUUGCUUGUGAUGAUAAAAAUUUUGCUUGUGAUGAUAAAAAUUUUGCUUGUGAUGAUAAAAAUAUUGCUUGUGAUGAUAAAAUUUUUUCUUGUGAUGAUAAAAUUUUUUCUUGUGAUGAUAAAAAUUUUUCUUGUGAUGAUAAAAUUUCUGGUUGUGAUAACAAAGAUGAUGAUAAAUAUAUAUACAAUGAUAUACCCCAAAAAAAAGAAGAAGAAAAUAAUAUAUUUACUUUCUUCAAUUUAAAAGAACUGAAUGAAGAAAAAUAUUUUAAUUGGAUAAAAAUUUUUGAGAAAGAGAAUGUAGAAAAAAAUAAUGUAUCAGAUAAAGAUAAUAAUCAUUUUCAAUAUGCAUUACAGAAAAUAUAUAAUAUUCUUAUUAUAUUAAAUGAUAAUAUACAUUUAUUAAAUCUUCAACAAGAAAAAAUCAAAAAAUUAUUUGAAUAUGCAUUUCCAUUCUUAAUAAAAUAUAAUGAACAUUUUUUCUUCCAUUUUUUAAAAAAAAAAAAUAUUUUAAUAUCACCAGAAGAAAUUAUAACUACCUUUAAAAAAAUGAUACAAAUAGAUAAAGAAAAUUAUAAAAUCAAAUAUUAUUUACAAAAAUAUAUUAUACAUUAUUUAAAACAUGAUAAAUAUAAUAAAAAUAUAAAUACAAUAUUAAUAGAAUUAUAUAUUAACAAUGCAUAUACAAAAAAUAAUAUAAAACAAUUACAAAUCAAAUUAAUAAAGUUUAUGCAGUAUGAAUAUCCUAUACAUAUAGAUUAUAUUACAAAUCUUAUAAAAAACACAUCUUUCUAUUUUUUGAAGGUCCUACUAUAUGGAAAGCUACACCGUCACUAUGAAAGCCUUAAUAUCCUAGCCGAACAAAACUUCAGGGCAUGCGAAAAAUACUGCCUUUACUAUAAUUUUAUGUUAAAAAAAGAAGUGUCUAAAAUUAAAGAAGAAAAAUAUCAAGAGUUAUACAUAGGAAUAUAUAAUAAUGAUAAAGAUAUUUAUUAUAAUAUAUUCAAAAAAUUUAUAGAACGUAAAAUAAAUUCCACAGAAAAAAAAAAUCAUUAUAACAAAAGAAAAAAAAAAACGAAAAAAAAAAACUUUAUAAAAUAUAUGAUGAAUGAAUAUCAUAAAUAUAUAUAUUAUAGCAUGAAUAAAAAUAUACCCUCAAAUUUAUUAUUCCACAAUAAAAAUGAAAUAUUAAACAAAACGUAUGAAUAUGAAAUGGAUGAAAAAAAUAAAAUUAAAAAAAAAAAAAAAAUCGAUCAAGAAAAUAAAAACUUACUAGUACACAAUGAAUAUUAUUAUAUGCUACAUUUAAUCAAGGAUCAUCAAGAAGAUGAAGAAGCAGAUAAUGAUAGUGAUCAUAAUGAUGAUGAUAUUUUAAAUUGUUAUGAAGGAUGUUCAAAUGAAUCGGAUGACAUUACAAGUGUGGGUAACACAAGUGGUGAUAAAACAAGUGGUGAUGAUACAAGUGGUAAUGAUACAAGUGGUGAUGAUACAAGUGGUGAUAAAACAAGUGAUGAUAAUACAAAUGAUGAUGAUACAAGUGAUAAUGAUACAAAUGAUGAUGAUACAAGUGGUGAUAACACAAAUGACAAUAAAAAUAUCCAUCGUUAUAAUAAUAAAAAUAUAGAGAAGAAAAAAAAAAAAAGUAUUAAAAUAAGUGCCCAAGAAAAAUUAUUAAAAGGGAAACAUCGAAAUAAAGAUCCAGAUGCAUUAGAUUAUUUCCAUGUAUAUAAUAGCUGUAAUCCAAAGACAGGAGGACUAUUUUUUUUACUUAUUAAAGUAUAUUUAGAUAAAUAUUAUAAUGAAGAAAUUAAUAUAAUGAAAAAAGAACAAUAUAAAAAUAAUAUUCUUUAUAUAUUAAAUAAAUAUGCAAAUCAUAAUGAUUUAGAUAAUAUAUAUAUUUAUAAUAUGAUACCAAAAUAUUGGAAUAUAUCAGAUAUAUCAAAUUUUAUUUAUUUUAAUUUAAAAAAAAAAAUGAAUACACAUAUGAACUUACAAAUAUAUCAUAAUCUAAUUAAGAGUAAUUAUUUGAACAUCUCAUACGAUAUAAUUAAAAAAAACGAGCAAAAAAUAAUCAUAAAGGAUAAGCUAAUUUGCAAGGUGUGUAACAAUCCAAUUUUAGAAAAAAGUUUUGCUUUUUUCGCAGAGAAUAUUACUGUUCAUAUACAUUGUAUUGAAAAGUAUGACGAGUAA